CGGCCCACGGAAAGACCCCGGCGAGCCCCGCUCUCGCAAACCCCGCCACCCCCGGCCUCCUCAGCGCCCCGGCGGCGCUCGCCCGCCCGCCCGGCUGGCCCCGUCAGGCGCCUUUUCCCUGCGCUACGGCGGGCGGAGGCGGAGGAAGGACAGGCCCAUGGAAGGGAACCGCGACGAGGCGGAGAAAUGCAUCGAGAUCGCCCGCGAGGCCCUGGAGGCCGGCAACCGGGAGCGGGCGCUGCGCUUCCUCAACAAGGCCCAGAAGCUCUACCCGACCGAGACCGCCAAAGUGUUACUGGAAGCAAUUUCAAAGAACGGGAGUGCUGCCGGGAGUGGUGCUUACUGUCGAAAACCAGCAAGUGGAAGUGAUAAAAACAAACCCAAUAGCAUGAAGGACAACAGUGCAUCUUCUGCAGGUGAAAGUGGGAAGCCCUACACCAAAGAUCAAGUGGAAGGAGUGCAAAGUAUAAAAAAAUGUAAAAAUUACUAUGAAGUCCUUGGAGUGUCCAAAGAAGCAGGUGAAGAAGACUUGAAGAAAGCUUAUCGAAAGCUUGCUCUGAAGUUUCAUCCGGACAAAAAUCAUGCACCAGGAGCAACAGAAGCUUUUAAAAAGAUUGGAAAUGCAUAUGCUGUGUUAAGCAAUCCAGAAAAACGAAAGCAAUAUGACCUCACAGGCAGUGAAGAGCCAUGCAGCCAUCCUGGCAAUGGUAGAUUUAACUUCCACAGGGGAUGUGAAGCAGAUAUUACUCCAGAGGACCUUUUUAACAUGUUCUUCGGCGGAGCAUUUCCAACAGGCAGUGUGCAUUCAUUUUCUAAUGGAAGGUCUGGCUACAGUCACCAUAAUCAACAUCGUCAUAGUGGGCAUGAAAGAGAAGAGGAGAGGGGUGAUGGCGGCUUCUCUAUGUUCAUCCAGCUGAUGCCAAUUAUUGUGCUGAUCCUUGUCUCUUUGCUGAGCCAGUUGAUGGUGUCUAACCCUCCUUACUCCUUAUAUCCAAAAUCGGGUUCAGGACAGACCAUUCAGAUGCAGACACAAAACUUGGGUGUUGCUUAUUAUGUCAACAAGGACUUUAAAAAUGAAUAUAAAGGUGCAAAUUUGCAGAAGGUGGAAAAGAGUGUGGAAGAGGACUAUGUGUCCAAUAUUCGAAAUAACUGUUGGAAAGAGAGGCAACAAAAAACAGAUUUACUGUAUGCAGCAAAAGUGUACAGAGACGAACGUCUUCGAAGGAAAGCAGAAGCCAUCUCCAUGGACAACUGCAGAGAGUUAGAACGAUUGACCAGUAUCUAUCGGGGAGAAUGAGCUAGAUCCUGAAAUGUACUGCCUGUACAUGCGCUCUCUAUGUAUAAAAAGAAAAAUCUGUAAACUGAGAAAAUACUAUUCCAUCAUGAAAAGGAAGAGGGAUGUAAAACUGCUGUCUAGCUGUUUCCAAAAACCUUAUCCUGAAGUACCAAUAUAAUUUAAUAGCCUCUUAGUCUGAAAUAUAUGACAAGCUCAUAUAUUUACAUCAUUGAAUUGUCAUUUAAGUUUUACUCCCAGAGCUUCUGUGAUUUUUUUUUCCUACAAGAAGCAGCUCCAAUGUGCUGCUACGCUUGUGGAGAUGUAGACAUAGUGGUUCUUCUUCUGAAAUACUUGCCAUGUAAAUAUGUGUGGAAAAGAAGACUCGUGUAUAUAAAAAUGUUUAAAGAAAUCUCAAAGGCAUUUAGAUGCAUUAAACCCUUUAAUCUCAUGGAUGGAACAAA
Zootoca vivipara (common lizard) is the source of this 1737-nucleotide messenger RNA. It is a transcript of the gene DNAJB14, whose product is annotated as DnaJ heat shock protein family (Hsp40) member B14. Gene Ontology annotation, biological process: cellular response to misfolded protein. Lineage: Eukaryota; Metazoa; Chordata; Lepidosauria; Squamata; Lacertidae. The record is from RefSeq and is a predicted model, not a curated record. Gene Ontology annotation, cellular component: endoplasmic reticulum membrane. Gene Ontology annotation, molecular function: Hsp70 protein binding.